Hyaloperonospora brassicae is the source of this 504-nucleotide messenger RNA. NCBI's taxonomy places the organism in Eukaryota, Oomycota, Peronosporomycetes, Peronosporales, Peronosporaceae. The record is from the annotation of a GenBank genome assembly.
AUGCUGUCGACCGCUGCCCGCGCGCUCCACACGUCGGCCCGUCGCUCCGCUGCUGCCACCGACGCCGCAUCUGCGGCUGCUGCUGCUGCGACCAAAGUGACGCUCAACCUCACGACGCCGCACCAGGCCUUCUACAAGGACGCGCAAGUCGACCUCGUGCAGAUCCCCGGCGUCGUGGGCGAGUACGGCGUGACGGCCGGCCACACGCCCGUGCUGGCGCAGCUCAAGCCCGGCGUGAUCAAAGUGCACGUGGAGCGCGAGAAGGACGUGCACAGCUUCUUCACGGCCGGCGGCUUUGCGCUCACGCACGCCAACUCGGUCACGGACAUUGCGUGCGUGGAGCUCGUGAAAGUGGACGACAUUGACGCCGAGGCGGCGCACGCGGGACUGGCCACGUACCAGGCGCAGCUCGCGGCGGCGGCCGACGGCUCGCAGGAGAAACUCGACGCGCAGAUUGGCCUCGACACGCACGCGGCUAUGGUCGCGGCCGUCGCGAGCCAGUAG